This is a messenger RNA of Drosophila hydei, 1158 nucleotides long. RefSeq names its product exosome complex component MTR3 (gene Mtr3). Gene Ontology annotation, biological process: rRNA catabolic process; poly(A)-dependent snoRNA 3'-end processing; U4 snRNA 3'-end processing. The record is from RefSeq and is a predicted model, not a curated record. The transcript is spliced from 2 exons. Gene Ontology annotation, cellular component: nucleolus; cytoplasmic exosome (RNase complex); nuclear exosome (RNase complex). The coding region runs from base 153 to 1139 and encodes 328 amino acids. NCBI's taxonomy places the organism in Eukaryota, Metazoa, Arthropoda, Insecta, Diptera, Drosophilidae.
AUGUGAAAACAUCGGAAAAUCAUUGUUUGACAACAACAAUAUUUACCGAUGUUUUCAGUAUCAGUAUAAUGCCACAUAACGUUUUACAGCACUGCCUGUAAUUUUAAAACACAUGUUUUGAUUCAAUUGUGCGGCAUUUUUAGAAGAAAAAAAUGUUACGAAUUACACAAACUAAAAACACGCUCCUUGAUGGUGCAACCAUAGCAGAUCAACUAUAUACUACACCGAAAGAUUGUGAAGAUUUCUUUGAAAGCAUUGAGAAGCCCACUCAGGUUGUGGUUGCUCCACGGUCCACCUUUAUUCGCGCUGGCGUUUUAACAACAGUUCGCGGAUCUGCGUACAUGGAAUAUGGCAACACCAAACUGAUGGCAAUUGUGGCGCCGCCGCGUGAGUUGGUUCGUUCGAGUGUUCGCCGUGUUAACAUGGGCGUCAUCAAUUGCUAUGUAAAUUUUGCGGCCUUUGCCACCGGUGAUCUGGAGUCAGUCCCAGAGCGUGAGAAGCAUUUGGGCAGUAUGUUGACAAAGGCACUGGAGCCGCUAGUUUGCCGAAAUGAAUUUCUCAAUUUCCAGCUGGAUAUUCGGGUGCUUAUAAUGGACGACGAUGGUUGUUUGCUGAGUACCGCAAUCAAUUGCUGUGGAGUUGCACUCAUUGAGUGCGGCAUCUCCACAUACGAUUUGAUUACGGCAUCCACGGCGUGCAUCUAUCGAGGCUGUCCGUUUGUUAAUCCCAGCGCCAAGAUCGAGGAACUAUUCUGGCAACAUCGAGGCGGCAAUGCUUUGCUAGGCAGCAGUGGGAGCACUAAUAAAGAUGAGUCGGUGCAGGAACAUGGGCUACUUAUUAAUGCCAGCAUGGACAACUUUGAGCAGCUGGCGCAAUGUCAACAGUGCGGUUACCUUAAGCCCGAGACCUAUGUCCGACUGCUUGACUAUACGCUGGAAAUCAAUAAGUCACUGAGGCAGCUAAUUCGACGCGUGCUCAGUGAGCGGGUCAAGGAGCAGCACAUAUUGGAUAUGCGUGAAAGAGAGGAGGAACGUUUGGAGGAUGAACGUCUGGCGAUAAUAAUUGAAAGACUGAAGCAACAGGGACUUCAUGAGUUCAUACAAUCCAACAUUAAGGAAGAUCCAUAUGCUAAGAAAUAAAUGUUUCGUUGCGAUGUAC